This is a messenger RNA of Rotaria sordida, 225 nucleotides long. The record is from the annotation of a GenBank genome assembly. Lineage: Eukaryota; Metazoa; Rotifera; Eurotatoria; Philodinida; Philodinidae.
AUGGGUGGUUUAGGUGAUAAAAAUGAUGAUGAUGAUACUGGUUUCGAAGUUGGUGAUGAUGAAGAUGAUGUUGUUGAUGAUGAUGGUGAAGAUGAUGAAAAUAAUGAUGAUGAUGUGGAUAUUAAAAAUGAUGGUGGAGAUGAUGAAGUUGAUGUUGUUAAAAAAGAAGAUGAUGAAGAUAAUGAUGUUUCAUCACUGAUUAUCGAAUCAAGGGAUGCCAUUUAA